GGAAAAUACUCUGAUAAUUACGGUGUCUACAGCGGAUGAAAAGCAGCCCAAACAGAAGAAAGGAUCAAGCAGAUACGCAGUGUUUGUUGUGGUGGGACGGCGACAGCAUUCUCAAGCAACACCGCAUGAGUCACUAGAACAGGACAAUUGGCGAGCCUUGCCGAUCCUUAAUCCACCGGGAAUACCAGACCGCGCGCCGCCACCAUCGUCAAACCUUCCCCUCUCACAUCAGCAGUGCACCGCAGCCAUACAGCGCUCAAUCUAGCCCUGGAAUGACGGAAUCCUUAACAGAGUCCAACCAAGAAAACCAAGCAUCGGAAAGCAAUGAGUCGCACCAGCCGCAGCAUCACGAUGACCCGGAGAAGGGCAUCGCCGCUUGGCUUGGGGUGCUUGGUGCGUUUCUUGUGUACACCGCAUCAUGGGGAUUCCUGAGUACAUACGGUUCAUACCAAAAGUACUAUGAAACGACAUUCUUAAAAGAUGUCUCUCCGUCUGCCAUUGCGUGGAUCGGCACACUCGAGGGCGUCAUCCUCAUCAUGGGAGGAGCGGUAACUGGUCCGAUAUAUGACCGCGGUUACAUCCGCGAGCUUCUCAUCUCGGGAACGUUCUUCACCGUCUUCGGCAUCAUGAUGCUCAGCCUUGCCGAGACAUUUUAUCAGGUUCUCUUGGCCCAGGGCAUCUGUGUCGGCAUCGGUGGUGCUCUCCUCUAUGUACCGAGUAUUAGCAUGAUAGCUACUACAUUCACGAAACGGCGCACCUUGGCCGUUUUCCUCACGAGCUCAGGGAAUGCUGUUGGUGGCAUCGUAUAUCCUGUCAUGUUUGUGUCACUGCAGCCCAAGAUUGGCUUUGCGUGGACAACGCGAGUACUUGGAUUCCUAACACUGGGCGUACUGGUCGCUGCUAUCCUCCUCAUGCGAUCUCUUGGCCAAGCCAAAAUGCCGCAAGAGCCCCGUACUCUGGUGGACAUGACGGCAUUUAGAGACCCCGUCUUCAUGGUUUACUGUGUAGCGCUCUUCUUCAUGUGGAUCGCGUACUGGGUUCCCUUUUUUCUGUUGCCGACCUUUGCACAGUUCAAAGCUGGCGCAAGCUCCGAUCUUGCAUUCUAUGUGCUUGUCAUUUGCAAUGCGUCGACCAUUAUAGGCCGAUACAUGGCUGUCCCGUUGACAAAGCAAGUCAGCAGUGCGGCCGGCAUGGGCUUCCUUUCACUAGUCACCAGCAUUUUGCUCUUUGCCUGGACUGGCGUGCGUUCCAUCGCAGGCACCAUUGUCUGGUCUGUAUUUAUUGCCAUCUUCAUGGCCCCGUUGUCAGUAGUCUACCCAGUCCUUAUUCAUGAGCUCACACCAGACAAACGACUGGUGGGAAACAGAAUGGGCAUCUCGUCGUUUGCCGCGGCGCUGGGGACGCUUAUUGGGUUUCCUGUGACGGCUGCGUUGAAUGACAUCGAAGCCGGUAUCUUCUGGAAGAGUCAAGUAUUUAACGGAGUCUGCAUUCUCCUUGGCGCAUUGUUGAUGGUCUACGUAUAUAUCAAGACCAGACAACCAAAGGAAGAGAAAACUGCACAGGCAGCUGUUUGAAGCUUGCCUCCAACUACAUACGUACAUACAUGCACAUACCAAGCAUUCAAAUACAUACACACUUUAAAAGUCUAUUAUUUGUUUAAGCCGAAGAGAUCCUCUCCAUCUCUAUGAUAGUAGUACUUUACAAUGUCUUGGGCAAGAUGGAGAAUCCAACCGGCUUGCCAGCAACAAGCAGGUCCAAGUUCUUGUCAAACGCAAAAUCCUCUUCCCUGACGCAAAAGCCAAAGCCAACUCCCGCAGCAUACUUGGUGAGGCCACUGUUGCGGCACUCAAGCAUUCCCUUGGCCUCGAGAUUCUUGUCACUGGCAUACGACCAUUUCUGAGGAGGCUCAUUGUCGCCGCACUGAACUUCAGCUCCAGCAGCCACAACGCUCAUCCAGUUGGGCUUUCCAAAGACGUUGACACCGUUAAUAUGGACGAGGCCGUGGUCAGGUCUAGCGUUGAAGCCAGCAAAGUACAUCUUGGUGUUGUGGUCCAUGUAGCCCUUUUCCGAUGUGGAGGCAUAAAACAUGGGAAUCCACUCGAGCUCGACAGCCUUCUUCAUAAGGCUCAAGCCCUUGGGAAGGCGGCGGACGCGCUUCUCGUCAUCGUCGUCCUCGUCCCUGCCGGGGAUCUCGCGCAUCCAGAUGUGAAUUUCGUCGUCUGUGCAGUUGUUGUAGAUGGCGGUCGAAAAGCUUCCGGGAACGGGUGCUACAGUGGAAGCAGUAGCAACGGUCGCGAAAAGAACCGCAAUGGCAGUGAAUCGGCAAACCAUAUUUGCGACUGAAUAUAUGCAGUGGGUAGAGCAAAGGUAUUUCACAGUGGGUGGAAUGGGCUGUGCUUCAAGAGCUACGGCAGACGCUGGUUUAAAUGGUUUCUGCUCAUCUUCCUAGCCGUCCUACACCAAGGUAGACAAGAUCCAGUCAAAAGGACUAGAAUUCUUGAUUUCUCAGCGAUGAUGUAGUAGUGUCGUCCGUUAUGUAAUGGGACACUGGUUUCAUUUUUGUCACCCUGCCAUUUAUAGUGAAGUGGCGUGGCGAUUGAUGUAACCUUGGCCUGACAUUGUAGCCGAGCGAUCGGUACUAGUGCAUACUAGACUGGGGGAUGCCGCUUGCGCAAAAUUCAGAAACAACAGGUUCUCAGUAGUAAAGUCAAACUUUGCGCUGAAACAAUUGACUGGCUCUGUCCCCGAUUGACUUGGCAGUACGUGGAAUAUUUGCAGUUUGCCGCCGCUGCAAAGGCCCGGCCAGACGAAUUGCCGACAUGUAAUCUAGUCUAGUCCAGGUUGCAAUACUUUUAAACUACUGGCACAGCCUCUUUUGUUGUCAGGACGGUCUUGCCAAAAUUCUUGCUCGACUUAUACCAAUGCUCCGAGGAGCCAUCAUCACAUGAAGGGGCUGCAGCGAAUGUAUAAAUGAAAGAAGUAUUAUUGCAACAAAA
Messenger RNA from [Torrubiella] hemipterigena, 2996 nucleotides. The record is from the annotation of a GenBank genome assembly. NCBI's taxonomy places the organism in Eukaryota, Fungi, Ascomycota, Sordariomycetes, Hypocreales, Clavicipitaceae.